Molecule: messenger RNA, 1247 nt
Organism: Corticium candelabrum
Lineage: Eukaryota; Metazoa; Porifera; Homoscleromorpha; Homosclerophorida; Plakinidae
Exons: 11
Coding region: 10-1047 (345 amino acids)
Source: RefSeq, a predicted model, not a curated record
AGCAGUUGCAUGUUCCGUGGUAACCUAAAAGGUAGCAGCCGAGGGUCUAGCACUAGUGCUACUUCAUUAAUAUUUUGCAGGCCGACUUUGCGCAUGAGCACGCGUGACUUCAUGAUGCUUGUGACGCGUUUGCGACGACCGAUCGCUGUCGUUUUCCGUUCACUUUGUGCCGCAAGACUGUCAAGCUUCCAGCCAAUGCAAGACGUACGACUGUCCGAUCAGCAGGUUGAAUUCUACAGAGAAAACGGCUACGUGAUCGUCGAAGACAUCCUGACCGAUGACCAAUUAGAAGUCUGGAGAGAAACCAUAGACGAAGCAGUUGCAGAACGUGGAAACGAUUGGACUCUACCUCAGAAAGGGCAGGCAGACGUAACAAACGUUGAAUUGGAAUACUACACCCAAGUGUUUACCCAGAGGAUCAACUUGUGGCAAAGUAACAGCAAAGCUCACAGCCUUGUUUUCAAAGCAGCCAAGGUGUUUGCACGAUUAGCAUGCCAACUGGAGGGCAUCAAGAAGAUGCGGAUAUGGCAUGAUCAGGCAUUGUACAAAGAACCGUGGGCAAACCCAACAAGUUGGCAUGUCGACAUACCCUAUUGGAGUUUUGAUUCCACUCACGCCAUCAGUGUGUGGAUUGCAUUGGAUGACGCAACUGAAAAGAAUGGUUGUAUGUAUUUCUUACCUGGCACUCAUAAAAUCAUCAAGAAUGGCUAUGAAAAGAAAGGUGAAUUUACUGAAAUCAAGAUCGGAAAGAAUAUGGCCGAUAUCUUCAAGGCAUUUCCAGAAGUAAAGUCUGCCCAUUCCGUGGCUGUCCCCAUGAGAUCAGGAAGCUGCUCGUUUCAUUCGGCAAUGCUCAUUCAUGGAGCAGGGACGAACAUGACAGCUGGGAGGCGAAGAGCAAUGACAGUACAAAUGAUGCCCGACGGCUCAAAAUUCAAUGGCAAACAGAAUAUUUUGACCAACAAACAGUUCGAGAGUUUGAAUAUUGGUGACGUACUAAACAGUGAAGACCAGAAUCCCCUUCUCUACGAUACAACAAGUACCACGUGACCACAGUUUGUAUUUUUCAAUUUUGUUUUUUGUAUCUGGGAUAAACAUUGCUGAAUUAAGUUGACAGGGAUGACUCUUAGCAUAGGUGUGAAGGGUACCUCUCUACCCUUCCUGCUCAGUUUUCACAAGAAAUUGGAUCAUGUCACAUGUUUUAGUCUUAUAAAAAUCUAUCAAGUGUGUAUAGCCAUCUUGCUAUCUGA